This is a messenger RNA of Moneuplotes crassus, 2264 nucleotides long. The record is from the annotation of a GenBank genome assembly. Lineage: Eukaryota; Ciliophora; Spirotrichea; Euplotida; Euplotidae.
UAUAAUACCAUUAUCAGGCAUGGCUCAUAGAAGAUUAUUCUCAAAUACAGCUCAUACACCAGGCGAGAAGGAUUUUAAUGGCUUAAAAGUAGAAAGCUCAAAUUUAGACUGCUCUGACUUGCUCACAUCCUCCCCCUUCAACACUCUUCACUUAGAAGACGACAAGAUGCGCCAACCAAAAGAGUUUCUUUCUGAACCACCUAUUUUUAAAGGGAUGAAAGAAAUGCUCAAGAAUUACUGAAAUAACGUUGUCUCUAAAUUAAAUGAUCCUGAAGUAAUUAUCAUGAAGAAAAGCAAGUACCAAGAACAACAGAAAGAAAUAGUCAAAAAGUUUAAAACAAAACAAAUGAAUUUAAUAGCUAGAAUCAAAGAACUGGAGGAAGCUUCUCCAGAACAAGGUAAAGAGCCACAGACCAAAAAGGUCCAAAACCAGAAUGAAAUAAAAUUCUUACUUGUCUUAAAAGAGAAGAUCAAGAUCCUACACACAGCUCUUAAGAAAGAAAAGGAGGAGAAAGCUAAGCUCUCCAACAAGUUGGUAAAGGCUCAAACCAAGAUUGAUAGUGAACGUGAUUCAAGGUCUUCCUUCUUGAACACUCACAAUCCCUUUAACUUUCAUGAAGAGAGGACCAGAGGGUACACAAUGUUGCAGAGAUCACGAGGAAAUAGUAUGAUAUGCUCCAAAGAGGAGGAUCUAAAUAACAGUCUAAGAAAAUCCUUCGAUGAUACCCACUCCAGGCUUGAUGAAAAGUACGGGGAGAAGUUCUGGCAGAACCAGGUGCAAAGAGUUAUCAAACAGAAUCAGAACUAUUCUAUGCUAUACAACACUAAGAAAAAGCUUACUGAUAAAGAGAAAUGAGAGAUCAAAUCUGAGAAUGAAAAACUUAAAAUUGAAAACAAAGACCUCAAAGCAGAAAUUCAAAAAUGCUCAGAGGAGCUCAAGUUGUCUAAAGCCAAGAUAAAACAGCUGGAAAUGAAUUCUGGUCAGUCCAAAGGGAAGAUCAUUAUGAAGCCCAAGAAGAGACUUCAAGCUCCAACGCAAAAGAAAAGUAAGCAAGAUCAGAAUACGCCCGAACAGAAGGGUAACAUACCUGCAUCUAAAGUCAUUACUGAGCCGAGUCAAGAGGGAAAACAGGACAUUCCUCCAUCAAGGAUGACCUUUUCAGGAGGGAGUAGGGGUACUUUCCAAAAGAAUUCAUCUGAGAACACCAGUAGUCAAGAUAACGGAGCUCCUGUGACUAUCAAGCCAAAGGUGAAUAACACCAGUAGUAUUAAAGCACCUUUGAAGAACUUUGGGAAAAAGUCAGAAACUAAGAAAAAUGAUGGUAAAAAGUCAGAAAAGUCACCUCUUAAGGAAAGGAAGUUGAAGGGUCGCCAUACUGCAAAAAGAUCCUUGGCGAAUAUCCCUACUAAAGGGGAUAAGAUCAUAAAUAUAGAGACCAUAGAACCGGCUGAUGACAUAGUUACUAGGAAAAGUGAGAACAAUUUUAUCAAACUAGAAGAGCUAAAGGAGAAUGACCCUGAACUUACUCCUAACUCAAACUUGGAGCUUGAUAGUGAUGAGGCUAAGAAAGGCUACAAUACUGCUCGAAAUCAACCCAAUACACGGAUAGAGAUAAUCAAUAAAAAGCAGAAGAAGGCGAAAGAUACGAUAGGGAAUAAGUUGAAGAAAGCAUUUGGCAUGAAGAAGCCAAGCCAACAGAAAGAGGCCAAAUCUUUAGCAUGCUCCUUUGUAGGGAGUAAUACAAAGCCUAAAAUUAAGACCAAAGUCAACCAGACUUUGGUUGAUUAUAAUGGAACUAAAUCCGUGAAGAAGGUCAAGCAGAAGAAUACCCAAUCUUUCCUCACUCGACCUCAGUCAACUUUGAAACAGCCAAAAACUUCGCCCAAAAAGAACCGUGGGCAUGCCAAAGUAUCAGAUUUAAUGGACAGCGAUGAUGAUAGCUCUUGAAAUUAUGCUACUGCAAACCCAGUCAGGAGUAGCUUCGAUCUGCAAUUGACCAAUCCCAAACAAGCCAAAAAUAAACUAAGACAACCACAAACUUCUCGUUUAAAAGCCCGGGGGAAUCUGAGCACAUAUCAAGGAUUUGAUGAAGACAUGUCGAGUUCAGGAGUGCCUAAGCUGAACCAGUCAGUGUACAAGAAGAGUGCACAAAAAUUGAUUCAGCCCAAAAACAAGAUGUCUUUCAUCGGAGGCCUCAAGAAGCCAUCAUAGCUCAUUUUAUGACUAAUUUUUUAAAUAUUGGAUUUUUCUGAAAUCAGUACCC